AUGUCUUUGCGUUUACCUAACGAAUGUGUCCAAAAUAUUUUAGGACACCUAAGCGAGAGCGAUCACAAGACAUUACUUUCACUUGCGUUGGUAAAUCGAAAUUUUUGUCAAAACGCAAUCCCACUAUUAUGGAAAAAUCCUUUACAUUCAAGACGAUCUUCAAGAAAACAUUACAAAAUAAUUCCAUUAUUACUAUCAUCAUUAGAUGAAGAUAGAAAAUCAUUGUUAAAAUUUACCGAAAGAAAACUUGUCAUUCCAAAGACAACGAUAUUUUAUUACACAGCAUUUAUCAAAAAACUUGAUUUUAUGAAUCUUUUGGUGCAAGUUUUUUAUUGGUACAAAAGAAAUUGUAAGACGGUAAAGCCCGAAAAAAAAAAUAAAUUUAGGAAAUUUCUUCUGAAGAGUCGUAGAUGGAUCGGAACUUGCCUCAGGGGUUCAAAUAAAUCGGUGACAUUACUUGAAAAACAGGAAAUAUUAAUAUUUUCUGAAUCCAUUUUUGAUUCACUAUUCAAACACCACAAAUUUACGGAAUUUCAGAUAUAUCCAUCUCAUCCAUCUACAUACCUUCCGCACUUUCCUCCAAUAAAAAUUAAAACUGGUUUUUUUGUUAGUCCUCAUACCCACAGGACCCACAACAAUCCUAUCCCAUUUAACAAAUUCAACGCAUUUAACUUGCUGGUAAAGUAUGCUUCAGGUCUUGGAUGUUAUUAUAUUGAUACUUAUUCGAAAUAUAGGGGUAAGGAACCUCUGUUAGGAAAUUCCAUUAGGUAUUGGGUCGGAAAUCAAUAUGAUUUGAUAUUUGAAGGCGGUAACUUUGAAUCAGGAAAUAAAGACAUUUUAAAGGUAUUUGAAAAGAUUCAUGUACAGUGUUGGGAUAUUCAACAGGUUAAAUUGAUCUUAAUAUUUGAUUCUUAG
Dentiscutata erythropus is the source of this 915-nucleotide messenger RNA. The record is from the annotation of a GenBank genome assembly. NCBI's taxonomy places the organism in Eukaryota, Fungi, Glomeromycota, Glomeromycetes, Diversisporales, Gigasporaceae.